CAAAUAAAAAGUUGCGUAUUCUUUGUUCCAGAAAACUGAAAAGUGAAAAGUGAAAACCUCCUUUCCCUCUUUCUGGGUUCAUUCUUCAUCUUCUUCAUCACAAUUCACAAACAACUUCGAGGGUUGUAAUUUUAUGGAUUGUUACAGAAUCAGAUGUUGUUCACCUCGUAUUAUUGCUUCUUAUCCGUCCGAUUCUUCCAUCUUCGACAACGUUUCUCAGCCUUACGAUCUCGUCAAUCCUGUUUCUUCUAGAUUUUCGCCUUGGUUUCGCUACCUCCGCUUUAGGCUUCCUGGCUUACGUUGAGGUUUUACUUUUCUAGAGAGGUCAGGUUUAUUGGAGGCGUCAGGCGUGUAUUUGUUGUAAAAUAUAUAUUUUAGUCCGCGGGGGAUAUAACAGCUCUUGGAUCGACCCUUGCCUCUUUGAUUGGGUUGCAUAAUCACAAGCAAGGGCGAUCCAAAGAUGUCAUGGAGACGAGCAAAAACCUCUGGUUGGACUGCAUUUGACCAGCAGCAAAGGCAGCAAAAUAACUGUGGAACUCGUUCUAUUUAUGAGCCCUUUCCUUCGCUGCCAAGUACAGUUCAAGCGGCAAAUUCUUUUUCUAAAAACAAGCACGGCCGAGUAAAGUCAUUCUCAUCAGUUAUACUGCCAUCACUAGAUUUUUCAGCUCCUUUACAAGAUGAUAUGAAAAGUAAGCCAUCUGCAGCUGGUAGCUCUAGAGGCCCUCAAAUCAGUGAGGUUUCUCAGGAAAAGAAAUUUGAUUUGGUUUUUAGACAGCUCAGAGAGCUAUUCGGUUGGGCUGAUGAUAGUUUGAUCGAGGAUAUAAUGGCUGCUAGUGGCAAUGACUUUGACCAGGCAUCAUCCUUUCUGAAAGCCAUGAUUUCUGAUCAGAGUUCACAGGAACUCAAGAUUGAUGAGGUGGGAAAUUAUAGCUGUGAUUCCAUGGAACCUUCAGGCAAUGGCAAAUUAAUGCAUGAAACGAAAGAUGUGUCCUGGAAAGAGAUUUCCGAACCUGCUAAGAUGUGCUCUGUUCUGGAGCCUUUUGUUGGCAAUAACAACAACAAUGUGACCGAUGAAUUUACUCUUUCUGCUGAAAAUCUGUUCAAAGAUUGUACAGAAAUCAACGCAAUGCUGAGCCGAUUGACAAGCGUACCUGUUGAGCCUGAGUGGGAAGAGGAUGAUGUAUACUUGAGUUGCCGUAAAGAGGCAAUAAAAAUGAUGAGGGCUGCUACCCGUCAUUCCAAGGCAGCAACUAACUCCUUUUCACGAGGUGAUCACAUCUCUGCCCAACAGUUUUCUCUGGAAGCUCGGAAAGAAUGGAAGGCUGCACAAAGUCUCAAUGCAAAGGCUGCCUGUGAGAUUUUGAGCAUACGAAAUAAGAACAAUGGGAUAUGGAUUUUGGAUUUGCAUGGUCUUCAUGCUUCAGAAGCAGUCCAAGCAGUUAAGGAACGCCUAUAUAUGAUUGAGGCUCAAGUGCUGUCACAUAAGCAGUCCAAGCAGCAAAGGCCCUUGGAAUUUCCAAACAGUUUCAGGACCAAGGCAGAAGCCUGGCGUGAUAAAUUUUCUGAUAAGUGCAAUAACUUGGAACAGUCAGAUGAGCAGGCCGCCCAUAAGCUGAAGCCAAUAUGUUUAGAAGUCAUUACAGUUGAAUCUUGUUCUUUGGCAGGCAUCGGGAAUCAUAGCCGUGGAGGAGCUGCACUUCCAACCGCCGUGAAGACCUUCCUUACUGACAACGGGUAUUGGUUUGAUGAAGCGAGGCCAGGGGUAAUUAUGGUUCGACCUAAGUUCCGUCCAAGUUGAGGCUUUCACUGAUGGAACUUUUUAUUUUGUUACAGCCCCCUUCAAUUAUUGCAUUGUUACUUGAAGCAACUCCAUUCUUGGAAUCACUCAUGAGUACUCACCAUUGUUUGUACAAUACUUGUAAUUUUAAACAGGAUAUAGCAGCCUAGCUUCUAUAUUAAAUUCAUUUAUUUGUAUUUUCCGAGAUGCUGGAAAUAGGAAAGCUGUAAAGUACGUAUUUUCAUAAUGUGAGUAAUUCUUCCUUUA
Beta vulgaris subsp. vulgaris (sugar beet) is the source of this 2044-nucleotide messenger RNA. RefSeq lists its product as uncharacterized. NCBI's taxonomy places the organism in Eukaryota, Viridiplantae, Streptophyta, Magnoliopsida, Caryophyllales, Amaranthaceae. The record is from RefSeq and is a predicted model, not a curated record. Bases 461 to 1798 code for a protein of 445 amino acids. The transcript is spliced from 5 exons.